This is a messenger RNA of Marmota flaviventris (yellow-bellied marmot), 737 nucleotides long. It is a transcript of the gene Selenow, whose product is annotated as selenoprotein W. NCBI's taxonomy places the organism in Eukaryota, Metazoa, Chordata, Mammalia, Rodentia, Sciuridae. The record is from RefSeq and is a predicted model, not a curated record. Gene Ontology annotation, cellular component: cytosol.
GUGCGCGGUGCCCGAGACACAGCGGUAGCGAGUCCGCGGAGCACGGUCAGGUCGGAGGGUCAGCUGUGCGGCGGCUGCUGCGUCGCGAUCAUGGCUCUCAAAGUCCGAGUCGUUUACUGUGGCGCUUGAGGCUACAAGCCUAAGUAUCUCCAGCUCAAGAAGAAGCUAGAAGAUGAGUUCCCUGGAUGCCUGGACAUUUGCGGCGAGGGGACUCCCCAGGUCACCGGGUUCUUUGAAGUGAUGGUAGCCGGGAAGCUGGUUCACUCCAAGAAGAGAGGUGAUGGCUAUGUGGACACGGAGAGCAAGUUUCUGAAGCUGGUGGCUGCCAUCAAAGCCGCCUUGGCUCAGGGCUAGAGUGCCCUGAAGGCAGAGUCCAGGGACCUUGGCCCAGGCCCGCUCAGCAGACGCUCCAUGACAGGAAGGACUGAAAUGUCUCCGGGACGCCUGGUCUUUUCUCGAUGUCCUUGCAGCCUCUGGGUCGGGGCUGAGUCGACGCCCCUGGUCUUUGCCUCUGCGUGGGGUGAGGUGUUUCCUCCAGAAGCCACGCCCACACAGGUGGUCUCAAGCCUGUCAUGGGGUCACCAAGAGAGCCCACACUUCCCUGCCCCCGCAUUGCCCUGCACCCCCUACCUCCCCUCUGCUCCUGGAGGAGGCCUGUCCCUCGCCUUCCUCAAGGGAAGCUGGGGGGCCGGGUGGGUGCAGCCGUCCCCAGGCCAAUAAACAGUGGGUGAAUCCAA